Messenger RNA from Salvelinus namaycush (lake trout), 6633 nucleotides. Its product is annotated as protein FAM135A-like. The transcript is spliced from 20 exons. The record is from RefSeq and is a predicted model, not a curated record. NCBI's taxonomy places the organism in Eukaryota, Metazoa, Chordata, Actinopteri, Salmoniformes, Salmonidae. The annotation marks the transcript as partial.
ACAUUGUAUGUUACUGUGUUGAUGAUUUUCUGCAUUCAAACAAAUGUCUUCUCAUUACAGGUUCUGAUCUGCCCUUCCCUGCAGCCGUGGUCGAUGACGUCAUCUGCAGCAAGACCUUCCAGAUCCUCUAUAAGAACGAGGAGGUGGUUGUCAAUGAUGUGCUGGUGUUCAAAAUCAUGAUGCUGCUGGAUGAGAAGAAGGUAGAAGAAUCCCUCAAUGACAUGGACUUCCAGCUCUCUCUGGAGUUAUACUUCACAGAUGGAGACUUCUCGCCCGAGGAGCUCAGCUCCCUGCAGAACAUCAGCAGUCGUUCGCUCCGCUUGCACUUUAGCCUGAACCGAGGCAUCCACCAACACAUCAAUAUCAUGUUCGACUACUUCCACCUGUCUGUGGUCUCUAUGGCCGUCCACGCAUCCCUGGUUGCCCUGCACCAACCCCUCAUCAGCUUCCCCCGGCUAGUGAAGAGUACAUGGCUGAACCGCAACGCCCCCCAGCAGAGUAAAGACUCUGUCAUCCCGGCCCUGGAGAAUGUGGUGUUUGGAACCAGCUAUGUCAAACAGCUGUCUGCUGAUGGCAGAACAUUCCUGGUGUCAGAUCAAUGUCUGCAGCAUGCUUUCAGUCUUCACCACAGUCUCUGUGCCAGCCUACUGCUGGCCUACCAGGGCCUGUUUGGUUACUUCACCUCCGUCAGCAAGGACCUGCCCUCCUCUCACCGCAUGGAGCUAGCCAAGCCCAGCAUGCAAGUCCUUUAUGAGAGAGUACUCAGAAGACCCUUCCCUCCAGACCAAAGGCACGUCUUCAUAGAGGAACUAGACGUUGAGAACCGUCUCACUGAGCUCUGUGAUCAAGUCAAGCAGAGGGCGGAGAGCCCGGACGAGCUGGCAGAGCUGGUCAAUAUGAACCUGGCCCAGCUGUGUUCCCUCCUCAUGGCUCUGUGGGGUCAGUUCCUGGAGGUGGUCUCACUGCAGGAGAAUGUUGCUGCCCUGCUGGCUGUGGAGCAUCACACACUCAGAGUGCGGAGAUUUGCAGAGGCCUUCUUUUGUCUGGAACACCCGAGACAAACGGCGCUGGCCUAUCAGGAACUACAUGCUCACAGCCACCAGCAGAUGACCACAGCCAUCAAGAGUUCCUCCUACUUCCUGUCUCUACCACCACUUCCUGUUGCAUGUGCCGACCUUGACGGGGACGUCAGCUCCCUGCCAAUCAUCUUCGAGGACAGAUACCUGGACUCUAUCACGGAAGAUCGGGACGGGCCGUGGCUGGGCAUACAUAAUCCCCGGAGUGGCUCCACGUCCUCCGGCAACUCUAAGGCCAGCUCAUCCUCUUCCACUGCAGCUGCCACAGCAUCCUUCCCCAGCCCCUUCCUGGAGCCUCGGCCCCCAACCAUGAUGGACACAACCUGGCCCGAUGACUGCCCAGACCUGCCCAAGUCCAAAGGCAAGUCGGUGAAACUGAAGAAGAACGCCAAGACGGAGAGGGAGAACGCCAAGAAGCUCAUCAGACAGGGAUCCAAGGACUCUGUGGUUCUGGUGGCCUAUAAGAACCUGGGGAAGGCCGCUAACUCGGCUAACCCUUCACAGCUAACACAUGGAGAAACUGACCAGGACAGAGAGGCCCAGGGACAGGGAGAGGCUGGCCUGAAGCAGCAGAGGGAGGAGAGGGAGCAGGGGGAGAGGGAUGCCUUGCUGGGGGUGACUGGGGGAGACUCCAACACUGACCUAAGGACUAGGAUCUCCAAAUAUUUUCCUGAGCCUGGUGCUACCACCACCACCACCGCCGCUGGACAGGCAAAUGCUGUUCUUAAUUUUGACUCUCUCCUUGAGGAUGACGUCCUAGUAGCUAGUGGCGUGGCUAGCCAGAAAGGUUACUUCACAGCCUUAGUGAGCUUGGACACACAGAACAAGCCGGCCCAGGCUGGUCCUGGAGCUGUAGCCGGAUUAGCCACCACAGAUAAUAACCAAGUAAUUCACAAAAAUGCUGCCGUUGACCACUGCAGCCAGCAGCUGCCCGAUCACUACACGCCUGGUUCUACCGCCACUGGACUCAGGCACAUUGAGGUCCAACCCAGUGACAAGGACCCGUACCAAGGAGACACAGUGACAGUUCUCCUGCCCUGUCGCACGGAUGGGGAUGGGACCUCCAAAAAAGAUGUCCCAGAAAUCACCCAGACAGACCUGUGUAUGUCCGACUCUAAACACCUUGCUAUGAGAGACUGGAGGUCUGAGGUGUCUGACAGGCCUGGGGGUAGAGAGGUAAUGACAGAGGUUAGUCAGAGGCCAGGCCUGGUGCUUCUACAGCAGGUGAAAGGUGAUUGUAUCAGGCUGCCACCAGACGGAGGUGCUGCAGUCCCCAGUGCCUCCUCCCGCCUCUCCGACUCUGGUAUCGAGAGCGAGCCCAGCUCCUUCGCUAUCCAGCUGGCUACCCAGGGUGGGGCCGGAGGCCUGGCUGGGGCCCCUGAGACUGAGUUGGGCCCCCAGCAGGCCGAACGGCCCCUACUCAGCCCUGCUCCCCGGCCCGUCCAGCCCACCUCUGUCCAUAAGGGCAGCAUGGGGGCUGGAGAGGGCCUCAACCCGGAGAGUACAGUCAGCUCGGUCAGCGGCGUCCAGUCUUCCCUCACCUCCAUCAACUCGCUGCCCUCGGAUGACGAGGGGGAGGGGGGUACGUCUGUGUCCAGGGGCUCCAGCAGUCUAGGAGGAGGGGAGGCCGAGGGGCCACCAGGCCCAGGGGGAAUGAGGAAGUCCAGUGUUCUGGUACAGGAGCAACAGAGCCUGGUGUUCUAUGGAGAACCACCACUAUCUGUCCCAACACGCUGCUCUGUACCCAGCCAAACGCACCCCGAUGCUGGGAUGGGCCUCAACACCACUGCUAGUGGGGGUUCUGCUUCUCAAUAUCUGCCUCCUAGGACUUUUUCCUCAACCUCUGAGUCAACACUUAACACUGAUCCCAGGUUGUUAACAGGUUUCUCUGAGGGGGCCGUAGGGGGUCCAGGUGCCCCCCGUAGUGAGCCCCAGACAGCCUCCUACCCCUCCUCUAACUCCACCGCCAGCAGCAGUGACCUGGUCAAGAAGGGACUGGUAGAAAACUACUUUGGCUCGCGCUCCAGCACAGACGUCUCAGAGAUCAGCCCUGUAGAGACGUCAGCUAUCACCCUGGGGAUACUGUCUGGAGCGGGGCCGGGGCCGCCUGUAGAGGAAGACGAGGAAGAGGACAACGAGAUGAUAGAGAACGGCUUCUACGAGGAAGGAGACGGCUUGGCGUUCGUGAACGGUGUCGUUGACGAGGAGGAGGAGGAUGAAGGGGAUGGAGGGGCAGUAGGGAGGAGUCUGUUGUUUGAACAGUUGGGACUGGACCAUGUUCAGGAGCCCAGGGGUCUUCCUCCAGGCUAUGGUGCCCCUGUCCGCUCCCCCCUGGCCCCCAGCUCAGUGGGCUCUUCCCAGGGGAGACCUCUAGUCCCUACCCCCUCCACCUCCCUCACCUCCAACAGCCUGCGCUGGUAUGACAGCGCCCCCACACCACAGAUGAAAGCUUUUGUUGCGGCCAAAGAGGAGUUGAAGCAGCUGAGACUACCAGGGUUCCUGUACAGUGAGGUGGGAGACCUGGCCUCCAGUGUUCCUUACUUUAGCCUGGAGGAGGAUGACAACUGUGACGAGGGCAUCCACCUCAUCGUCUGUGUCCACGGCCUCGAUGGUAACAGUGCUGACCUGCGUCUGGUGAAGACCUACUUGGAGCUGGGCCUACCUGGAGCUAGGAUAGACUUCCUCAUGUCCGAACGCAACCAGAAUGACACGUUUGCUGACUUUGAGCAGAUGACAGACCGGCUGUUGGAUGAAAUAGUUCAGUACAUUCAGAUCUACAACCUCACCGUCUCUAAGAUCAGGUACAUAUGGGUUCUUCAGGUCUACAACCUCACCGUCUCUAAGAUCAGGUACAUAUGGGUUCUUCAGGUCUACAACCUCACCGUCUCUAAGAUCAGGUACAUAUGGGUUCUUCAGGUCUACAACCUCACCGUCUCUAAGAUCAGGUACAUAUGGGUUCUUCAGGUCUACAACCUCACCGUCUCUAAGAUCAGGUACAUAUGGGUUCUUCAGGUCUACAACCUCACCGUCUCUAAGAUCAAGUACAUAUGGGUUCUUCAGGUCUACAACCUCACCGUCUCUAAGAUCAGGUACAUAUGGGUUCUUCAGGUCUACAACCUCACCGUCUCUAAGAUCAGCUUCGUAGGCCACUCCCUGGGGAACCUGAUAGUUCGUUCAGUACUGACCAGACCCAGGUUUAAAUGUUACCUGAGCAGACUUCACACCUUCCUCUCUCUGUCUGGACCUCACCUGGGUACCCUGUACAACAGCUCUGCUCUGGUCAACACAGGCCUGUGGUUCAUGCAGAAGUGGAAGAAAUCUGGCUCUCUGCUCCAACUGACCUGCAGAGACCACUCUGAUCCCAGACAGACCUUCCUCUACAAGCUUAGCAAGAAAUCUGGUCUUCAUCACUUCAGGAACGUGGUGUUAGUGGGCUCUCUGCAGGAUCGUUACGUCCCAUAUCACUCAGCCAGGAUAGAGAUGUGUAAGACAGCCCUGAAGGACAAACAAACAGGUUCAGUAUAUGUAGAGAUGAUAGAGAACCUGUUGCUGCCUGUGCUCCAGAACAGAGACUGUAACCUGGUGCGUUACGAUGUCAUCCACGCCCUGCCCAACACCGCCAACUCCCUGAUUGGCCGAGCAGCACACAUCGCCGUCCUCGACUCGGAAAUCUUCCUGGAGAAGUUCUUCCUGGUCGCAGGCCUGAAGUUCUUUCAGUAGGAGAGGAGGGGUCUAUGAAUCCAACCAAUGGCUGGAAGGGGGGAAGUGUGGGCGGCUCUACCAAUCUAACCAAUGGCUGGAGUGGAGGGACGUUUUUUCAAUAGGAAAGUAGGAGUGGCCACCCAAUCAAAUAAAUGACUGGAGGAGGGAGAAUGGGGGCCUCCCAGUCAAUAACCCGGUCCCAUAUCUGUUUUGACCUUUUUGGUCAACUCCUAUAAUCAUUGACAUGCCAAAAAAAUUUAUGCAUUGUAUCCUGUGGAGGUCACCGGGCAGGUCACCGAGGUCACCGGGUGGCAGGAGUUUACACAUUUAAGACCAUGUCAUUGGUGCUGAAGUGAGAUCUCUGCCCAUCUCCACCCAAUGACCAUAGAAGUUGGCAAGACUGCACAAACUGAUCUGGGACCAGGCUAGCAAAUAAAACCUGUGGCUGGAGGGAGAGGGGAAGAGAGGAGAACAUGGAGCAUACAUAGAAUAUAAUGACUAGACCAUCAAUCUAGUGAUGCUAUUUCUAUCAUGUGUAGCUUAUAUUACCUCACUGCAUCCUAAACCCAAUUCUCAAUAUUGUAUCUGGUUGACGCGUAUGGUUAAUAGAUGCAUCUGCUUCCAUAUGGAAGGUCAAAAGUCUAAUAUCAGUGUUUAUUUGUAUGUUUUUUAGUUCUUUUUAUCGGGUUGUUAGUGAAUGUUCCUUAUUUUCAUUGUUCUACUUCUAUUUUUCAAAGGAGGAUUUCAAGUUGAUUUUAUGAAUGUACUUGUGGGGGGGGGGGGGGGGGGGUGGUUUUCCUUAUCACAUUGUAGUCUUUUCAGUGUUAUUUAUCUAUGAAAUUGUUAUAUUUUCACAUGGUUUUGUUCAAACCAUUCAUUCAUUUAUUAAGACGAUUGCAAUACCGAUCUGGAAAUGUAGCUGCUAAAAAUGGUGAGCUAACUCAUCUUCUCAUAUUGUCGUCACCUUUUAUUUAAAAGGUGCGUUUUCUUCAACAACAACAAAUUAGUCGUAAAGUCAAACUAUUAUACUCUUGCAUUAAUUUGCACCACAACUGUAUCAAAAACAGAUUUUCUACUGAGGAUGGUCAUUUUUACUAAGUACAUAUUUUACUAUCAGAAUUUUCAUUUGUGUUAUUUUUUCAUUUUACAAAGGUAAAGGCUUCCAGUCUAGUCGAACUAACUUAACGGAAUCAAUUUGAUUGUAACUCGGACAAUGCAGCCUGGGACUUAUAAGGCUUUGCGGUUUUCUAUAGCUCUGGACCAGGGCGUUCGGUGCAGGUUGUUGGCGCUGAGCCUUCCUGAACAGGGGAAGAGACAACUCGUUGCGCAAUGGACCAGAGCUAGGUUUUAUACUGUAUGCUGUUACUUUGCCAUUACAGCAUCGUGCACAACACUAAACCCAACCUGGUGUUGGGAACAUUAUACGAGCCUUGCUUGAUUAUAGCAUGAGAACAUUUUAUUACAAGGGGUUUUAAAUCAACUUGUUCAACUGUUAUAGCCAGAAGGGUCGUGUUCAUUAGGGCUCACCGUAGCAAAACGUUUUCUAACAAAGCCUUGCUUAUUGGACAAGUUCAUGUAGGCAAGAACCCUGUUUGAUUCUGUUUUCUUCCGCCUGGUGCCAAAUGAAUACGACCCAGAUGUAAAGGUGGGGUGUAGCCAAGGGUCAGUACUUAUGAAUAGCACAUGUCUUGGUUCAUGGAGAGUAUUUAUGUUUUGCUGUCAUGGAUGGGUGGGUGUAUUAUUUAUGCUUUUUAACAUGAGUAUUGUUUUUAGAUAUAAAAUCAACUUCUCAUUUCUUUGUGAAAAUGGUUUGUAUCAUUGCACUCUUUACCAUUAAAUAAAUGUAUUAUAAAUA